AUGGUGGAAAUUCAAUCACAAGCUCCCAUAAUAGAAACUCAUGAUGUUCCAGUACUGAAGGAAAAACAAAUACCAAUUCAAGAUAUACCUUUCAACACAACUGAUACACUGGAUAUUAAUGUUGAUCAACGAGUUCCUUCUCCUCAAACCCCAUUAUCAAGAGUCGUUACUACAACAGAUGAUUCUAUAAUAUUUACUAACCCAAGUUCUGGAGAAAGUGAAAAUACAACAACAUCACAAAGUAAUAAUAUAGUUAUUUCAUCAACAGAGAAUGAUGUUUUGAAUAUUCAAGAAAAUGAUAAUAAUGAAAUAAUAUCUGAUGGUAUAGAAACUUUUUAUCCAGCUUCUGAAACACCAAAUAUAACACCAUCAAACAAUCAAUAUGAAAUUGAUGAUUAUUCAAAUCAAAAUGAACAAUCAAAUCUUCUUUCACCUGAAGAUGAAGGUUUAAAUUUCAGAGAUCAAUUAGAUAAUUAUACUUUUGGUAAUAGAACAAGUUCUUUCAAUGAUAAUGGCUCUUAUUUACAAGAUGAAAAUGAUGAACAAGUACUGUUAAAUACAAAUGUUAGAAGAAAUAGAAUAUCAAGAGCAACUGGAGUAGAAUCAAUAGUUGAUCCUGGAUCAAUAAGAAAUAGAAAUUCUACCCAUACAACAUCAUCAAGAGUUCAAAGCAACAACAAUAAUAGUAAUAAUACAGAUACAGCAACUAAAGAAAUUGAAAGAAUGAGAAAUUCAAUAAUUUCUAAAAGAGAAAAUAAAAAAAGACAACGUACUUUAGCAGAUGAUGAUAAAGUCUUAGUUGGAAAUAAAGUUGGUGAAGGUCAUGUCAAUUAUGUUAUUGCAUAUAAUAUGUUGACAGGUAUUCGUGUUGCUGUUUCAAGAUGUUCUGGUAUAAUGCAACCUUUAACUGAUCAAGAUUUCAGAAUGAAUAAGAAAUUGGUUUUUGAUGUUUCAGGGAAUGAAUUAACACCUUCAUCAAAAUAUGAUUUUAAAUUUAAAGAUUAUUGUCCAACUGUUUUCCGUGAGUUAAGAUUAUUAUUUGGUUUAGACCCUGCUGAUUAUCUUGUCUCUUUAACAUCUAAAUAUAUCCUUUCAGAAUUAAAUUCACCAGGUAAAAGUGGUUCAUUUUUUUAUUUUUCAAGAGAUUAUCGUUUUAUUAUUAAAACAAUUCAUCCAGCUGAACAUAGACAUUUAAGAAGAAUGUUGAAAGAUUAUCAUAAUCAUGUGAAAAAUAAUCCAAAUACUCUUGUAAGUCAAUUUUAUGGACUGCAUAGAGUGAAAAUGCCACUUCAUUAUGCACAUUUGAAAAGAAGAAAAAUUUAUUUCAUUGUCAUGAAUAAUUUAUUCCCUCCACAUAGAGAUAUUCAUAGAACAUAUGAUUUGAAAGGUUCAACUUUAGGAAGAUUUACACCACCAUCACCUGCACAUCGUGUUUUAAAAGAUUUAAAUUGGAUUGAUAAUAAAGAAGUUAUACAAUUUGGUCCAAUGUUGAAAACUAAAUUUAUUGAUCAAUUACAAAAAGAUGUUAAACUUUUAAUUAAACUGAAUAUUAUGGAUUAUUCAUUCUUAAUUGGAUUCCAUGAUUUAGAAAAGGGUAAUAAAGAAGAAAUUUUAGAACAAAAAAAAUUAUCAAUUUUUUCACCAGCUUCUUCAAAUAUUGAAGAUUUGAAAAAAACAAAUCCAAAAUUAUUAAAUAGAUAUAAUGAUUUACCUUCUAUUGAUUUUAAAAAUGGAAAUUCUUUUUAUUCAGAUAAUGGUGGUAUUGUUUCAACAAAUGAUGAUGAUAAUCAAGGUGAAUAUAUUUAUUAUCUUGGAAUAAUUGAUUGUUUAACAAAUUAUUCAUUCAUCAAAAGAUUAGAAACUUUCUGGAGAACUUUAAGUAAUGAUAGAAAAAUCGUUAGUGCUGUUCCACCAAAGGAAUAUGGUGAAAGAUUCUUGCAUUUUAUCACAAAUUCAAUCAAUGAAAAUAAACUUCAAGAGAACAAAUAA
Hansenula ciferrii is the source of this 1989-nucleotide messenger RNA. It is a transcript of the gene MSS4, whose product is annotated as 1-phosphatidylinositol-4-phosphate 5-kinase. Gene Ontology annotation, molecular function: phosphatidylinositol kinase activity. The coding region runs from base 1 to 1989 and encodes 662 amino acids. Lineage: Eukaryota; Fungi; Ascomycota; Saccharomycetes; Phaffomycetales; Wickerhamomycetaceae. The transcript has a single exon. Gene Ontology annotation, biological process: phosphatidylinositol metabolic process. The record is from RefSeq and is a predicted model, not a curated record.